Messenger RNA from Cordyceps fumosorosea ARSEF 2679, 2697 nucleotides. Its product is annotated as Oligopeptide transporter OPT superfamily. Gene Ontology annotation, biological process: transmembrane transport. The coding region runs from base 1 to 2697 and encodes 898 amino acids. The record is from RefSeq and is a predicted model, not a curated record. Lineage: Eukaryota; Fungi; Ascomycota; Sordariomycetes; Hypocreales; Cordycipitaceae. The transcript has 5 exons. Gene Ontology annotation, molecular function: oligopeptide transmembrane transporter activity.
AUGGCGCGAUCGGUAAAUGAACCGCGCGAGAUUCGCUCUCAGGAUCCCAACAAUGGCGGUGUUCUGAGUGAGAAGCACGACGCCGCGGCUGACGUGCAUUAUGACGAGGAAGACUUGCACCGCACCCAAACAUUGGAAGGCCAUCUCAAUGCCACUGAAGAUGACAUCCUGGAAGCCAAGGAGGUUGCAGCCUCCAUGUCCCUCGAGACAGUGCAAAAGAUGAUGAGAAAUGUCGUCCUCAUCCACGAUGGUGACCCCAACUUUCCCUUUGUCACUCUCCAAAAGAUCAAGGAGUUUCUCGGCAAGGAGGACAUUGCCGAUAACCCGGAAAAGCACGAGCACCUGAUCCAGGAAAUGAAGCUCGAGGCUGCCCUCAUCACCAACAACAGCCCCUACGCCGAGGUCCGAGCCGCCGUUGACAACCACGACAAUCCGUCCCUCCCCGUUUCCACUAUCCGGGCCUGGACCAUCGGCAUAAUCUUCUCCGUCUUCCUCGCCUUCGUCAACCAGCUCUUCAGCAUCCGCUACCCCUCCAUCCGGUUCGACACCAACGUCGCCCAGCUGCUCGCCUACCCCGUCGGCAAGGCCUGGGAGCGCUGGAUGCCCAACGCCGACAUCCCGCUGCCCUUCUCCGGCGGCCGCACCAUCCCGCUCAACCCCGGCCGCUUCAACAAGAAGGAGCACAUGCUCAUCGCCAUCAUGGCCAACACCUCCCGCAGCACCCCCUACACGGCCUACAUCAUGUGGGUGCAGGUCCUCCCGCAGUACUUUAACCAGCAGUACGCCCGGUCCUUUGGCUACAUGUUCUGCAACGCCUUCGCGACCAACUUCAUCGGCUACGGCUUGGCUGGGCUGACGCGCAAGUUCCUCGUCUACCCGUCGUACUGCGUCUGGCCCUCGUCGCUCGUCACCAUCUCGCUCAACUCGGCGCUCCACAACGAGGAGAACCACAGCGUGCCGGGCCCGUUCAAGAAGAUGUGGAACAUUUCGCGCUACAACUUCUUCCUCGUCACCUUUGGCGCCAUGUUUGUGUACUUUUGGUUCCCCAACUACAUCUUCUCCGUGCUCUCCUACUUUAGCUGGAUGACCUGGAUCGCGCCCAACAACCUGAACCUUGAGAUCUGGACGGGCAUGAAGAACGGACUGGGUCUCUUCAACCCGGUGCCGACCUUUGACUGGAACAUCAUCUGCUUCACCACCGACCCGCUGAUGAUUCCUUCCUUCUCGACCUUCAACGCCGUCGGUGGCAUGUUCAUCACAGGCUUCCUCAUUGCUGCCGUCUGGUACACCAACACGUGGAACACCGGCUACCUGCCCAUCAUCUCCAACCGCAUCUACGACCACUACGGCAAGCUCUACAACGUCUCGCGCACGCUCGACUCGCACGGCAUGUACGACGAGGCCAAGUACAAGGCGUACUCGGCCCCGUACAUGGGCGCCGCCCAGUCGCUCGCCUACGGCUUCUUCUUCGCCGUCUACGCGGCCAUCGUCACCCACGUGCUGCUCUACCACCGGUACGAGAUCGUCAUGGGCUUCAAGAACCUCUGGCAGGGCCUGAAGUGGAAGAAGCGCGGGGCCGCCGCCGCCAGCAGCAGCAGCAGCACCGGUGCCGAUGCCACCGUGGUCAGCGGGGCCGCCGACGACACCAUCCGCGCCAACGAGGGCGAGUACCAGGACGUCCACAACCGGCUCAUGGCCGCGUACCCCGAAGUCUCCGAGUGGUGGUACUUUGGCACGCUCCUCAUCUCCAUCGUCUUCGGCAUCGUCGGCAUCGCCGUCUGGCCCACCUACACCUCGGUCGGCGUCGUCUUCUACGGCAUCCUGCUGUGCCUCAUCUUCGUCGUCCCCGUCGGCAUCGUCGCCGCCAUGACCGGCAUCGAGGUCACCCUCAACGUGCUCGCCGAGUUCAUCGGCGGCAUGAUCGUCGAGGGCAACGCGCUCGCCAUGAACUUUUUCAAGUCCUACGGCUACGUCACCUGCGCCCACGCCUUGUCCUUUGCCAACGACCUCAAGAUUGCGCACUACGUCAAGAUCCCGCCGCGCGUCACCUUUGCGGGCCAGCUGCUCGCCACCUUCAUCUCGACGCUCGUCUGCACCGGCGUGCUCAAGUUCCAGAUCGACCUCCGCGACGUCUGCCAGGAGAACGCGCCGAUGCGCUUCCUCUGCCCCGGCCCCAACACCUUCUUCACCGCCUCGGUGCUCUGGGGCACCAUCGGGCCGAUCAAGGUCUUCGGCAAGGACGGCCAGUACCGCUGGCUGCUGAUGGGCUUCCCCGCGGGCAUCCUGCUGGUAGUCGCGUUCUGGGCGCUCAAGAAGGCGAUGCCGAACAGCCGCGCCGUCCGCCAGGUGCACAUCGUCGCGGCCAUCGCCGGCUCCCUGCAGUGGGCGCCGUACAGCUUCUCCUUCGCCUGGGGCGCCGUCCCCGUCGCCUGGUUCUCCUGGAUCUUCAUCCGCGGCCGCUACCUCGCCUUCUGGUCCAAGUACAACUUCGUCCUCUCCGCCUCGCUGUCCGCGGCCAUUGCCAUCUCGGCCAUCAUCAUGCUCUUCUCCGUCCAGUGGGUCGACAAGGAGAUUGUCUGGUGGGGGAACACCCAGGUCUCGGUCGGCUGCGAGGCCAAGGCUUGCACCCUUCAUCACCUCGCCAAGGGCGAGCGCUUCUACCCUUGGUGGGAUAACUCCAAGGUUCCGGCUCCUUGA